UGCCCCACCCUUUCUCACACAAGAUGGCGGCGCCCAGCGGAGUAGAGGCCGCGCCUGGGGUUUGCUGAGGCUCGCUCCCUUCCCUCCUGCUCCCUUGGGCGCAAAGCGCCGCGAGCCCAGAGAACGGGGGCCGGGAGGGGACAGGGGCACCUGCGUAGCUGGACCGCGAGCUCGCGCCCAGCCUGCGCCGCCCCCACCCGGCCCCGGCCUGGCCCGAUCCCUGCCGUUCCCGGUCUCCUCUCGAUCUGACCCAUUGCCCGGCCGUGGUACGCCACCAGCAGGCCUCCAAAGCUGAAAUUUUUCCUCCAGCCCGGGAUCACUUCCACUUUAGAGAUGUUUGGGCUCUUUCUUCCCAAACAGAUCGCCUUCAAAACUGGGAGACCUGGCCCUCUUUCCCUCCCCUGAGACUCCACUUCUAACCCAGUUCUUCCUCAGCUUCUCUCAGAUUGGAGAGACCGUUCACCUCCCUUCCAGAUUAAUCCCUGAGCUCCUUUUCCCCCAAAUAUUGACAACCCUGACACCCCCCUCAACCGGGAGCCAGACUUCUCUUGGACCAACCCCAUAGCCCUAUCAUGGAGGCUGUGUACUUGGUAGUGAAUGGGGUGGGCCUGUUGCUGGAUGUGCUGACCUUGGUGUUGGAUCUCAACUUCCUGCUGGUGUCCUCCCUCCUGGCUUCCUUGGCCUGGCUCCUGGCCUUCAUCUACAACCUGCCACACACGGUACUGACUAGUCUUCUGCACUUGGGCCGUGGAGUCUUACUUUCACUGCUGGCCUUGAUUGAAGCUAUGGUCCGCUUCACCUGUGGGGGCUUGCAGGCCUUGUCUGCGGUACUGUACAGCUGCUGUUCUGGCCUGGAGAGCCUAAAGCUCCUGGGGCACCUGGCCUCCCAUGGGGCUCUUAGGAGCCGGGAGAUCCUCCACCGAGGUGUCCUCAAUAUGAUCUCUAAUGGCCAUGCUUUGCUGCGUCAGAUCUGUGACGUCUGUGCCAUCACCAUGAGCCUGGUGGCCUACGUGAUCAAUAGCCUGGUCAACAUCUGCCUCAUUGGCACUCAGAACUUCUUCUCCCUCGUGCUGGCCCUGUGGGAUGCAGUGAUGGGGCCGCUGUGGAGGAUGACAGAUGUAGUGGCUGCCUUCCUAGCCCACAUUUCUAGCAGUGCUGUGGCCAUGUCCAUCCUUCUCUGGACCCCCUGCCAGCUAGUGCUGGAGCUCUUGGCCUCAGCUGCCCGCCUCCUGGCCAGCUUUGUACUUGUCAAUCUCACUGGCCUGGUGCUGCUGGCUUGUGUGCUGGCAGUGACAGUGACUCUGUUGCACCCGGACCUCACCCUGAGGCUGGCCACCCGGGCGCUCAGUCAGCUCCAUGCCCGGCCAUCCUACCACCGGCUCAGAGAGGAUGUUGUGCGUCUCUCUCGGCUAGUCCUGGGCUUGGAGGCCUGGCGCCGAGUCUGGAGCCGUAGCCUGCAGCUGGCGAGCUGGCCAAACCGGGGAGGGGCCCCUGGAGCCCCCCAGGGUGGCCCUAGGAGGCUGCCCUCAGCCAGGACAUGGCGACAGGACGCUCUUCCUGAAGCUGGGCCCCAAUCGGAGGCAGAAGAGGAGGUCAGGAUGGCCAGAGUGACGGCAGCCCGGGGCCGGGAGAGGCUCAACGAGGAGGAGUCUGUAGCUGGGCAGGACCCGUGGAAACUGCUGAAGGAGCAGGAGGAGCGGAAGAAGUGUGUCAUCUGCCAGGACCAGAGCAAGACGGUGCUGCUUCUGCCUUGUCGGCACCUGUGCCUGUGCCAGGCCUGCACUGAGAUCCUGAUGCGCCACCCCGUCUACCACCGCAACUGCCCACUGUGCCGUCGGGGCAUCCUGCAGACCCUCAACGUCUACCUCUGAAGGUUUCCUCCCUCCCUCCUGCCCACCCCUCCAUGCUCCACGCAGCCAUUUGCGCGCAGACAGCGUUCACACCUGAUCUCUGGGUCCCGGCCUGCAUCCCCUGCUGCCCCCACAGUCAUCGUGCUGAGUCUCUAAGCUGCAUCUCCAGGACAUUGAAAUGGGAAACCCUGGAAGACUGUGACUUGGGUAGGGGCAGGGUAACAGCUUUUCCUUACCCCGUGUGUCCCUGUGAUGCCGAGGGUGGUGAGGGUGUCGCUCUGCAAGGCCCUGGAGACUGUUCACUGUGGAUUCCCUCCAGCCUGCCAGGGCCCACCCUGAUGCCAGCAUUAGGGACUCCCCCCACUUCGCUUCUGGUUUUUCUGUUGCGGAUUUGUAGGUUCUCUCCUUGCUCCCUGCCCACUUCCUUCCCAGCUUCUUCAGCCACGCACAUCAAUGUCAUUUGGGUAUUUUGGCAACUCAAGGGCCUUAGAAUGAUCUUGAACAUUUGCUUUCAGCUGGAGCUGCUAUGCUCUGGCAGGCUUUGGGGGUAGUAUAUCUCAGGUGCCCUUUGAGCUGCUUCUACCUGUUGUGAUCUUACAAGACUCCCUCCUUACCUGACCCGACAGCUGGGAUCAAGCAUUAUCCCCCAGGUGUGUGUGUAUGUGUGUAUGUUUGCACCUGGCUUUGGGACCAUGUACCCUCUGAUACCCGGCACCACUGGGAACCUCAGGAGGGAUAACCAGAUUUCUAUUCCUCUUCCUUUCACUCCCCACAUCACAGGGACAAAAAUGGUAUUCCCCUUCUGUCCGUCUCUCCCUGCCACUGGGGAGGGCAGACUGCACAUUUCACUAGGGUCCAAAUACAGAAGGAGCCAGGGCUGAGGGGCAUGUAGCUCCCUGAGGGGUCCGCCUGGCCCAGGAUCCAAUGAAUAAAGUUGUGUUACAGCUCUGA
This is a messenger RNA of Cervus elaphus (red deer), 2801 nucleotides long. RefSeq names its product ring finger protein 26 (gene RNF26). Gene Ontology annotation, molecular function: ubiquitin protein ligase activity. NCBI's taxonomy places the organism in Eukaryota, Metazoa, Chordata, Mammalia, Artiodactyla, Cervidae. The coding region runs from base 573 to 1871 and encodes 432 amino acids. Gene Ontology annotation, biological process: protein ubiquitination; ubiquitin-dependent protein catabolic process. The transcript has a single exon. The record is from RefSeq and is a predicted model, not a curated record.